UACAAACCGAAGAAAUUUCACUGCAGAAGUGCAAAUUCAAACAUCAAUGACAGCAGCAGCUGCAGAAGAUGAGCAACGCAACCCCGAUUAUAAUCUCAGAAUUUGUACCGUGAUUCGCAACUCUACAAGUGAAGAUUCUGAGAUUGAGCAAAAGCAACUGAUAAAAGAAGAAGAAGAUGAAGAAGAUGAAGAAGAAGAAUUGCGCCGCCUCUUGUUGCCUAAUGUGGACGAGUUGCCGCAAGUUCCCCCUUCCUCUAUUGAAGCCAAUUUCACAACCUUUUUCGCUCCGGAUUUUAUGAAGCCUGGGCAUGAUCAGUAUGUUCAUCGUCAUGCCAAUGGGCUGUGUGUGAUUGGUUUGGCUCCGCAUCACGUGGCAUUGAAGGAGAAAGGGGGAAUCGUUUCUGUCGAUUUUAAUGUGGGGAAAUCCGACCGGAGCGGGAUUAAAGUAACCGGAAAGCGAAAAAAGAAUGCGCAGCAUUUUGAAACCAACACGGCAUUAUGUAAAGUCUUCACUGCUGAGAGUUCUUACAUAGCGAGAUGUUGUGUAAAAGGGUCUCUAUUGGAAGUAAAUGAAAAGCUAAUCAAGCAACCAGAAUUGCUCAACACAAUGCCAGAGAGAGAGGGAUACAUUGCGAUUAUGAUGCCAAGACCUGCAGAUUGGCUCAAAGCAAAGGCUUCUCUGCUGGACUUUGAAAGCUAUCGAAAGCUGAGAACGGAGCAGUGACUUGGUUUAUCCCCACCAAUGCUUUCUUGUGUUGCGGUGAGUUUUGAGUACUUGUUGCAACAAACUGCAUUCUAAACUUUUUGAAAUGUGGAUGAAACUUAUUAACUUAUCUGAUUACUUGAUAUAAAAAUAGUGAUCCAACUUGAUCCACCUUUUCUAUA
This is a messenger RNA of Salvia splendens (bonfire salvia), 885 nucleotides long. RefSeq names its product protein Abitram-like. Bases 47 to 724 code for a protein of 225 amino acids. Gene Ontology annotation, cellular component: nucleus. NCBI's taxonomy places the organism in Eukaryota, Viridiplantae, Streptophyta, Magnoliopsida, Lamiales, Lamiaceae. The record is from RefSeq and is a predicted model, not a curated record. The transcript is spliced from 6 exons.